Molecule: messenger RNA, 2564 nt
Organism: Phragmites australis (common reed)
Lineage: Eukaryota; Viridiplantae; Streptophyta; Magnoliopsida; Poales; Poaceae
Product: probable E3 ubiquitin-protein ligase XBOS32
Exons: 11
Coding region: 827-2317 (496 amino acids)
Molecular function (GO): protein binding
Source: RefSeq, a predicted model, not a curated record
AAAGUAAUUUUCACGUUGGAAAAUCUAAAUCAAACAGCAAAACAUCCAUUUCGCCUCCCUGCUUGCUUUUCCUUUCCAAGCUUCGACCUUCGAGUACACCAACAACACUUCGUCCUAUAAUCAUCGCAUCUUCUUAAUUGCAACAACAACUACUCGUGUGUUCUGGAAUCAAAAGAGGGGGGAAACAAGAAACAGAUUUGGAGCAGCACACCAGUAAUACGGACCAGGGUGACCAGGGGCGAGGAGAUUUUGGCCGCUACCUGCAUCUCCACGUCGCCGUCUCAAUCAAGAUCAUUAUUUCUUUCUCCUUCCUUGUCCCUGCCUAAUCGCAAGGUUGCGUUCUUGCAAAUCGCCUUGGCUUUGCCCCAAGAUUCGCCAUCCAGCGCCCUGGCUGGAAUCGUGGGCGCUGAGGACUCGAGGUGGGCGUCGCUUGUCUGCUGAAUCCCCCCUCCACUCACUUGUUUUCUUGCGAGGAUUCGGCCUGAUUUAGAGGGAGUUGUCGGUCUCGGUCCCGUUCUGCUCGCUCGGACCGACGAUUCGGGGCAGUUCCGAAGGAAGACUCGUUGCAAUUUGACGGCAUUAUGCCGGAAUUUUCCAGUCAGUUUGUUGCUUUUCUUGCUAAAUUUUGGGGUUUCGCUGGAAAAAGUAGAUCUUUCUUGCCAUUCCCUUAAGAUUGUCCACGUGCCGCAAUUGGGCGUCUGAACCUAUUAUCCUGGAAUGCUGUUUGCGGCAGCCUCGUAGAAGAUUGAGAAAUUCACGAGGUCUUCCCGUGCGCAGUGCGCUGGACAAAGGUUGCUGUCACGUGAAGGCCUCAUCUUGGGCAUCCAUGGGGUUCCUCAGCCUUGUGGGCAACUCCUUUGGCUGCUCUGCUUCCGGUGAGCGGCUUGUCUCAGCUGCCCGCGACGGCGACCUUCAAGAGGCGCGUGCGCUCCUCGAGUACAACCCUCGCCUUGCCCGGUACUCCACAUUCAGCGGCCGCAACUCACCGCUGCACUAUGCCGCUGCGCAGGGUCACCAUGAGAUUGUUACUCUAUUGCUUGAAUCCGGUGUCGAGAUCAAUCUUAGGAAUUACAGGGGCCAGACUGCUUUGAUGCAAGCAUGCCAAUAUGGCCACUGGGAGGUUGUUCAAACACUGAUGCUCUUUGAUGCAAAUGUUCACAGGACAGAUUAUCUCAAUGGUGGAACUGCUCUCCAUUUUGCUGCACUGCAUGGUCAUGCCCGAUGCCUUCGUCUUGUGCUUGCAGAUUAUGUACCAAGCAUACCGAACUUCUGCACCCUGAUGAAUCAUAGAUCAUCUGAAGAAGAUUCAUCUGCUGAUUUUGAUCAUGGUUCUUUGGUCAAGAUGGUAAAUCAGAAGGCGGAUGGAGGCUUAACUCCACUUCAUAUGGCAGCGUUAAAUGGGCAUGUAGAGUGCAUGCAAUUGUUACUGGACUUGGGAGCAUCUGUUUCCGAGGUCACUAUUGAGGAUGGAACUGCUAUUGACUUAAUAGGAGCUGGUAGCACCCCACUUCAUUAUGCUGCUUGUGGUGGAAAUGCUGUCUGUUGUCAACUUCUUAUUGCCCGAGGAGCCUGCAUUACUGCACAAAAUGCUAGUGGAUGGACCCCAUUAAUGGUAGCUCGUUCAUGGAAUAGAAAUUCUAUUGAGGAAAUUCUGAGUAAAGAACCAGAGGGCCGAAUACGCACCCUUCCUUCUCCUUAUCUCUGUCUACCACUUAUGAGUAUCAUGAGCAUUGCCAGGGAGUGUGGAUGGAAAUACCUAAACCAGUCACCUGUUUGUAUUGACCCCUGUGCUGUCUGCUUAGAAGGGAGUUGCUCUGUUGCUGCAGAAGGUUGCAAACAUGAACUCUGCACAAGAUGUGCUCUAUACCUUUGCUCAACCAGCUACACGUCAGUGAGCCCAGCGGGCGCAAUACCAUGCCCACUCUGUCGACAUCCAAUCAUAUCUUUUAUCACUCUUCCUGGUACGAGCCCAAUAAGAGAGCUACCAAGAAACAGCCUUUCAUUGUCAUUUUGCACGACAUGCCCAACCGUGAACUCCGAUUCUACUGCCUCAAUCACUGCCCAUCUGUACCGGACUGAAUUCCAGUGCGGACGCAUGCCACCGAUGGGCUCAUCCUCCUUCCGCUCCAUGAGCUGCCAGAGGAUGCCAGCAAUGAAACUUAACCCUUCAUUUUGUAUGGGUGCCAUGAAUACAAAUCCCUGCCUUGUAAGAUGCUCAAGGUUCGGAUCUAGCUUGCGGCGCUCGGCUUCCCAAGGAGAGGCUAGCAGAAGAGCAUGGCCUGUAACCUUUAACCCAAUGGUUGCUACUGGCAGCUGAUAGAACCAAUCACUGCAUCUCCUCAGUUUUGUGCACAUUUUGAGGUGUAUUUUUGGCUAUUCUUUUGUUGAUUUCGUCUGAUGUUCGUCGUUGUGAUAUGAAUGAAGUUGCCGGGGUCCUAAGUCCCAAUUCCUUGUUGAUAUCAGAAGUAGCAUGUAAAUAACUGCACCUUGGUUCGUAAAUAACCCUGUGCUGUAUAUUUCCGGGAAGCAAUGAAAUGCAGAGGCUUCAGUUUUUCAAUGCAUCA